Messenger RNA from Dendronephthya gigantea, 975 nucleotides. RefSeq names its product FUN14 domain-containing protein 1-like. Bases 10 to 513 code for a protein of 167 amino acids. Gene Ontology annotation, biological process: autophagy of mitochondrion. Lineage: Eukaryota; Metazoa; Cnidaria; Anthozoa; Malacalcyonacea; Nephtheidae. The transcript has 5 exons. Gene Ontology annotation, cellular component: mitochondrial outer membrane. The record is from RefSeq and is a predicted model, not a curated record.
AUUUUCAAGAUGGCGUCAGAAAAUGGAGUGGAUGAUGAGAAAAAGCCUGCUGAGGAUGAAGAACUUGAUGAUGUUGAUGGCUACAAGGUCAUACGAGUUCCAGGUUUUGGCAAAGAUACAUAUUGGGAUGUUGCUGUUAGAAGAUUAGGUGAACUUGAUCUCUCACGUCGUCCAGUUUAUCAACAAGUUGGUGCUGGGGGAAUCACAGGCUGGUUUGUGGGAAAUAUAUUUAAAAAGGUUGGAAAAGUAACUGCACUCGCUAUUGGUGGUGGACUACUCGUUUUACAACUAGCCUCGCAAUCGGGUUAUGUAACAAUAAACUGGAAGAAAAUAAAUAAGGACGUGGGAAAAGUCUCUAAGAAUGUCUCCGAGAAAUUUGGAGAGUACACCUCGUCCCGGAAACAACAAAGCAAAAUCGCCAAAUAUUUUAAUAAGGGUGGUCAAGUCGUCCAAAAGAAUGUUGUGGUGGCAAGUGGGUUUGCCGCUGGCUUUCUACUUGGAUUGGCGACCUAAUCCAUAGUUUUAUCGAAGACAUGAGAUUGUGUAAUGAUCAGUCGCAUAAAGCCUAAUUUCCUAUAUUUGGGGGGUAAUUGUCGUAAAAAAUAUCAGAAUAGUCACUGUGAAUAAGAUUUUGCCACAACAGUCGGCCAAAAAUUGAAAUAAAGACUUCUAUUAUUUUUUAUAUUAUUAUUAUUAUUAUUGAAAAGAAAUAUUCAUCCCGACUAUUUCGCAUCGCUCGAAACGACUUGAACUCAACCAAACAGAAACUAGACAUUUGCUGUUUGAUGGAACUAAAUAAUUAUGAACGUGAAGGCUAAGGCUUAAACACCUUAAAAGCAUAAUAUUCAGUUCGCAUGUUGACCUAGCCUUAUUUGAAACACCCGACCUUAGUUCAAGUAAUCCAUAUAUAUUCAAGCAUUCAAGGUCAGGAAAUUCGCAAACUAUAAACUCUGCACUUUUUUUCUUUAUGCCUCG